Penicillium digitatum Pd1 is the source of this 1464-nucleotide messenger RNA. NCBI's taxonomy places the organism in Eukaryota, Fungi, Ascomycota, Eurotiomycetes, Eurotiales, Aspergillaceae. The record is from RefSeq and is a predicted model, not a curated record.
AUGGCAAUUGCCGCUGUCCUGACAUCGUUACAAGGCAGCGUGAUGGAGUGUCUCUACCACUUACGAGUCGCCUCCCUUCUCGUCCCCAUCCUCUAUGUCAUUCUAAAUGAGUGCAUUCGUAAUUCGACCCGUGUCAAGGGGAUGACAGGUCCGUGGGGAUUGCCGUUGAUUGGAAACCUGGCGCAAAUUCGCACAGACGCCGCCGAGCAGUAUCGCCUGUGGUCAAAAAAGCAUAGCGCCGUUUAUCAGAUCCAGCUCAGGAAUAUCCCCGUCAUCGUGAUUGUUUCGAAUACUGCCAGAACGACAAUCGGCACCUCGCCCUACGGUGAGUCCUUAAAGAGACGCAGAAAGGGCGCUGCAUCGGCUCUCAACCUCCCCUCCGUUGAUAUGUACGUGUCACACCUGGACGUUGAGACAAAAGCCUAUGUGGAAGAACUGUACAGAUAUGGAAACCACGGGAAGACACCCAUCAACCCCAUGCCCAUGAUCCAGCGUCUGAGCUUGAGUUUGGCAUUGACUCUGAACUGGGGAGUGCGUAUUGCCUCGCAGGAAAAGGAGUUGUUCGAUGAGAUCACCGAGGUGGAAGAAGAGAUCAGUCGGUUCCGAAGCACCACCGGAAAUCUGCAGGAUUAUCUCCCUCUUCUGCGGUUAAAUCCGUUUAGCGCCAACUUGAAGAGAGCUGUGGAGAUGAGAACCCGUCGCGAUAAGUAUCUCGGGGCACUUUAUAGUGACUUGGAUGAUCGCAUGGCAAAGGGGAUACACAAGCCUUGUAUCCAGGCCAACGUUAUUAUGGAGAAGGAGGCUAAGCUGAAUAGUGAGGAGUUGACGUCGAUUAGGUUGACCAUGCCUUCUGGUGGACUUGAUACGGUCACCACUUUGGUUGCCUGGAGUUUGGGCUUGCUGUCUCAGCGUCCCGAUAUCCAGGAUCGGGCGGCCGUGGCGGUUCGGGAAAUGUAUGGUGAAGAUGAGCCCAUGUGCUCUUCGGAUGAUGAUCGGAAGUGUGCGUACAUUGCAGCUCUGGUCAAGGAAUGUCUUCGAUUCUUCACUGUGCUUCGAUUGGCACUUCCUCGUACCUCGAUCGAGGACAUCACUUAUGAUGGAAUCAUCAUUUCCAAGGGUACCAUAUUCUUUUUGAAUGCCUGGGCAUGCAAAAUGGAUCCCGACGUGUGGGCUGACCCGGAUGAGUUCCGUCCCGAGCGCUGGCUCAAGCAGCCCGAUGCGCCUCUCUUUACGUACGGUAUGGGCUAUCGGAUGUGCGCCGGCUCGCUGCUAGCCAACUGUGAGCUCUAUCUCGUCUUCAUCCGCACCCUCAACAGCUUCCGCCUCGAACCUCAUGACAAAACAGACUACCACCCUCUCCGGGGAAACUCAGAUCCGACAAGUUUGGUAGCCAUUCCUCGAAAAUAUCAGGUCCGAUUUGUACCGAAGAACGAAAAGGCUCUGUCGCAGGUUCUUGUCCAGUAA